AUGAAUGGCAACACCCAGCAGCAACAACCACCCAGCGCCUUCCCGGAGAAUCCGGAGCAACCCUUGUUGACACCGCUCCCAGGGUACCCGGUCGGGUCCGUUCUUGAUGGCUCGCCACUUGUACCACCGUUUGGUGUGUCAACAGGCUUUUACUCUGCCAAAGCACGCGCACUUCAGUACUUUGAUCCACACGUUAAUCCUGAAGGCAGUCGGUAUGUCAAGCUCUACUACCACCUGUUUUAUCGCAAGAACUUGACGCGCCGAGUAUUUCACGAUAUUCUUGACCAGAUGGGGUUUAAAAAUGUGGCAGAGCACGAGCGCCAAAUCAACCAUUUUCUUCGGGCAAUUCGUGCGAGCUCAGACCCUACCGGAGACGGUGCGCCUGAAAUUCUCAACAGGAUGUUUUCAACUCAGGUAAAGCGUGUUGCCGUUUGUGAAAACUUUUGCAUUGCUUACACAUAUGGCGAUUUUAAGGAGGGUGCACAGAUACCCAAAUACUCUUGCCCCAGAUGUUUCUCCGAACGCGUGUCGUGGCUUGAAUACCUAUCUCCGCGUCUAAUUAUUUCCCACAUGAUGGGCUCUGCGCAAAUGUCUCGCAUGAUAAAGACAGCUCCGUUUGUUUGUCCGGAGUCGUACCAGUUUACAAAUUUUUUUACGGAAAACGCGCUUCGCCUUAAGAAAAUGGGCAUUCUCAACUCACCAUAUGACUUGUUAUUUGCUCUUAUUGUUGACGACUCCAACUCAUUUGUCACUGACGAUGUUGAGCUUAUUCAGAUAAACCUUGUGCUUUUAAAUUUGCCACCGUCAGAGCGUGCAAAACAGGAAAAUACCUUCCCUGUCUUUUUCAUUCCAAAGGAAACCAAAAAAGGUGAACGUGUUAUAGCUCAUACUUACUACCAGACAAUUGUUGAUGACUUUAAAGCACUUGGAAAUGAAGGUAUGUGGGUUUAUGACGCCGAAAUUGAAAAAUGGGUAGUCAUUAGAGCCUUUCUUGGAUUUGUUUCUGGCGACUUGAUUUCCAGCAGCUUACAGAUGGGAUAUGCCAAUUUUUUUGGUGGCGACUGUCCAUGCAAAGUCUGUGGCCUUAAGCGGUUUUUUCUUAAGAAUAUUACAAGCACGCACUAUUCUGGGUUUUUCAGUUUCCAUUUGAUAAACUAUCAACUGGUACGCACCCAGGCUUUUACGAAGAACCUUGAGUGGUACAACCGGGUUUGCAGUCAAUAUCCAUUCGAUGAACAGAAUUGGAAGUUUCCCGACCAGCUCUGCAAGGAAUAUGGCAUAACUGACAAGAAUGUAUUUCUAGAAUUGCCUAAUAUUUCUCUUCCUGAUUCAUUCCCGUUUGAUGUCAUGAGCAUCAGCUUAGACGGAGUGCUACGGACCAUUAUGAAUCUUUUGUUUGGAGGUCCCAGCUGCUACGAACGCCUGGAACCAAAGUAUUCUUGGAGUGAGAUUGCAAAAACACGAGUUCGCGAGGUAGUUGGGUGGAUUAACAUUUCCAAAACAUGGGGGUUUUCCGAUGAGGACUUGUUUGUUGCGGACAAUGUAAUUAAUGGCACUGUCAACUCCUUUAAGUUUGGACAACUUCGUGAGUUUUUUGAGCUCUUUUCUAUUUUUUAUUUUGAGAUUUUCCGGGGCCGUGAUAUUGAAGACAAGCUUCUUUUGGAGCUCAACAUUUUGCGCAGAAUCGCAGCUUCGCGUAAAUUAACCUCACGAACAGUUGAUUUUCUCAAGGCCUCUUUUGAAAAUGUGAUCAAGAACCUUGAAAUAGUCAUUACGAGAAAUUACUCCGUGACAAAAAACGCCACCAUUUUUACCCUCUACAUUCACUUGGUCGUCCACAUCACUGAAGCCAUUACCAAGUGCGGCGAUCUUUCAGCUUUUGUGAGCCCUGAACGUGACAAAUACACGCGUCUUAUGAGGGGGUAUAACCGGCCAUGUUCGCACUACAUCCGGGCCAUUAUGAAUUACCGCACCAAGGCCAUUGCUGUGCAAGCCCUCAAUGAGGCCAUCUUCACCUUUUCAAUAGGCCACUGUUCGUUUGAGAUGGAGCUUGAUACCUUCCCACCACUUGAGCAGCAGCGAGCUUGGUCAACCAGCUCCAUGAAGAACCCUCUUCGUGGUGAUCAGACCUAUGUUCUCAAGACGUUUUUGCAAAUCAAUCGACUUGUUUGGAAUUAUUUCAACAGGGGUGACAGUUUGAUCCCUGAUAUUGAGCGGCUGUGUGUGAUUGGAGCCAAUGGGAUCCCUGUGAGCUUCCCGCAAGAGCACACCAUCUUUCUAUUGCCUGAAGAUUGCCGUCGAUUCCAGUUUAUCCAGUUUGCGUCACUGGAUAAGCAGAUACCUAAUGGGUUUAUUUUGCGACUAGAGUCGCGUGCUGGCCAACAGCCUUGGUAUGUGUAUGCACGAGAAUAUAUUCGUGUGACUGUUCACAUUUGCGAUUUGAAUGGGCAGAACGUGCGGGCCGUAACACGGGAUUUUGUUCUCUUUACCAAUCUGUCUUGUCUUGAGCGCAAGAUUGAAAAGACAGCUUCUCUGUGCACAGAGCUCAUUUUCCCACCAUCUUAUGAUGUUACGGAAGCCGAUCGCGACAAGACAUAUGUCAACUAUGGAUACUACUACAAGAUUCCAUUUACGAGCGAGACCAGACAGCAGCUCAAGACAUCACACGCAAUAGGGAUGUUUGCUCCACUUGAAGAGACAUGGGGAUUAGUACCAUUAGAACAGGUGUCAAACCCUGUAUAUUCUUUUGCGGUUGUAGAUGAAAACGAUAAGGACAUGAUCAAUGUUCAUUUGUACGACCCGAGGCUGGAGUGCACUGUGUUUGUAGAUAAAAAGGAGGUGUUUAUUGACGGAAAUGUGGGUGAGUUUAAUAUUAAUGCAGAGUAUCAUAAUGCAAUGAAUGCGACAGUGUGA
Messenger RNA from Magnusiomyces paraingens, 2913 nucleotides. RefSeq lists its product as uncharacterized. The record is from RefSeq and is a predicted model, not a curated record. The transcript has a single exon. Lineage: Eukaryota; Fungi; Ascomycota; Dipodascomycetes; Dipodascales; Dipodascaceae. Bases 1 to 2913 code for a protein of 970 amino acids.